Plectropomus leopardus (leopard coralgrouper) is the source of this 7215-nucleotide messenger RNA. It is a transcript of the gene rev1, whose product is annotated as REV1 DNA directed polymerase. Gene Ontology annotation, biological process: error-prone translesion synthesis; error-free translesion synthesis. Gene Ontology annotation, cellular component: nucleus. The record is from RefSeq and is a predicted model, not a curated record. Gene Ontology annotation, molecular function: damaged DNA binding; DNA-directed DNA polymerase activity; deoxycytidyl transferase activity. NCBI's taxonomy places the organism in Eukaryota, Metazoa, Chordata, Actinopteri, Perciformes, Serranidae.
GGACUGAGGCGGUAGAAAUGGAGAGCAAAAGGACUGGGAGGGAGAGCGUAAACGUUGAAGAGACAUGGCGUGGCAGCAACGCAGAAUAAGGGGAUCUCAGUUCACCAAAAGGAGUUCACGAAACAACAGAGCCGAGGCUGAGGAGUCGAGCUAACAGUCUGGACGAUUUCCAUUUCGCUUUGCUUUGGUCUUUUGCCUCGAAAUCAGCGCGCACAUAACGUUUGUGUCGCUCAGUAUCUGCAGAGAGAAGUCUGUGGCGAACAACCCAGUCUGACAGGAUAAAAAGGUAGCUCAAUAUGAGUCGAGAUGGGUGGGCAAAGAAGAGAGCCUAUGCCAGUGGUGACAAUGGUUGGGCUGAGAGGGGAGGUUACAUGGCUGCCAAAGUUUCUAAGCUGGAUGAGCAGUUUAAACUCGAUGCCCCCAGAGAAAAACAGAAGGACGGUGCAUGCUCCAACAUUUUCAGUGGAGUGGCCAUCUAUGUCAAUGGAUACACAGAGCCCAGUUCAGAUGAGCUACGCAGACUGAUGAUGCUGCACGGCGGCCAGUUCCACGUCUACUACUCUCGCUCCAAGACCACACACAUCAUCGCCAAUAACUUGCCAAACAGCAAAAUUCAGGAGCUCAAAGGGGAAAAGAUCAUCAAGCCAGACUGGAUCACUGACAGUAUCAAGGCUGGGCGUCUCCUGCCUUACCUGCAGUACCAGCUUUACACUAAACACAAGGGUCCACUCUUCCCUGGCAUGACUCUGCGCCAGAUGUCAGAGAUGGCAGGACCCAGUCACAACCUGCUUCAGCCAAACGUCCAUCAAAAGCUUCACCUGCCACAGCUCAGCGUUCAGCACUCCGUACUCAAGCAGGAGCAGUCCUCGUCCAGCUGCCAGAAUAACUCAACCCCAAAACCCAGCCACAGUCGACUCAACCAAGACAACAUCCAACCUCAGUCCAUCCAGCAAAACUCUGCAGCACAGUUCAUUAACCCUCGACCAAGUCACAUGGCAUCCACUUACCUCAAUGCACACGCUCAACACCUGCUUUCUAAUCCGAGCCCCAAAAAGCACCUACAGUCUACUCUUCAAACACCUCACACUAAUCUCCAGCAGCACAGAGCUAGCCAACCACAACCUCAGAUCAAGUCUUCUUGCAACAGCGCCCAGAGUGGCUGCAAGGAAUUAAAAAUAAACGGAUCACUGCAGACCUCAUUGGAUGUGAUGAGCCAUUCAAAAAUGAAUGAAAUGCACGAGUGUGGCAAAGAAGAUCCUCUCCCACAGGUGCUGAGGGAAACCCACCUGACAAACGGACACACUCACCUUGUUAAUGGUGCCUUAAAGCCAGAGGAUCUGUCCCCUGUUACAGAUGAACUCUCUGAUGACAAGGAACUGCCUCAAUGCAGACUCAAGAGUUCAGAGGAUAAACCCCAGAGUCCUCCAGUGCAGUAUCAGAGCAAACCUGACCCCUAUGAGUUCCCCCACAGUCCUCCAAAGCAGUCCGAUAAGUCUCCUGUCUUUCAGAAGCAAUCCACCUCACAUGGAGCCAAUGAGCAGAGACCUAAACCUCCACCACCCUCCUACCAGGAGGCUGUAAAAGCCACCGAAAGCCAACUAAUCCCAAAACAGUUUCAGCCAUCCCGUCAAGUUGAUUCAAGUCCAGAAAAGACUCCUCUUUCACCUGAGUCUCGCUCCCUUUCACAUUCUCCAAUCCGACUCAAUGGAAGUCACCACAAUGCCUUCUCAUCUGAUCCUGCGACGCCAAACACGACCAGCGCCACAGCCAAACCAGAGCCCCCCUCUGAGAAGUCUUCAUUGUCAUCGAAGUCUUCAGCACAGCUGCUGGCCCAGACAGGCGGUUUGAUCUCUGAGUUCUACUCUCACUCACGUUUACACCAGAUCUCCACAUGGAGGUCGGGCUUCUCUGAGUAUGUCAAUGAGCUGCACAGCAAGCGAAAAGCAGCGGGGGGCGCCUCCUUCCCUGGGAAAGAUAGACUGAGGAAAUCUGCGGCCCAGCGCUCUGCUGAUAGUCGAGGUACGUCAACAACCUCAAGUAUCAAAUCUUGUAUUCUUCAUGUGGACAUGGACUGUUUCUUCGUGUCUGUGGGGAUCCGACAUCGACCAGAUCUCAAAGGGAAGCCAGUAGCUGUGACCAGUAACCGUGGACAGGGCCGAGUGCCCCUGAGGCCCGGGGCCCACCCUCUGCUGGAGCAGCAGUACUACCAGAAUAAACAUAUUCAUCCUCAAUCCGAUGAAGAUUUACACAGAACUCCUUCACAAGAGAGUCCGGAGUCACACACCAACGGAGUCAACCAGGAUGCUUCCACUCUCUCUAUGGCAGAGAUCGCAUCCUGCAGUUACGAGGCCAGGCAGGCAGGCGUCAGAAAUGGGAUGUUUUUUGGCAAAGCAAAGCAGCUGUGUCCCUCGCUGCAGUCUGUCCCGUAUGAUUUUGAGGCUUAUAAAGAGGUGGCGCUCACCAUGUAUGAGACUCUGGCCAGUUACACCCACGACAUUGAAGCUCUGAGCUGUGAUGAAGUGUUGAUAGACGGCUCUUCUCUUUUGGCCGAGUUGGGCAUCAACCCAGAAGAUCUGGCGAGUGCGAUCAGAGCGGACAUCAAGGAGAAAACGGGAUGCUGUGCUUCAGUGGGCAUGGGGUCCAACAUCCUGCUGGCUCGGCUGGCGACCCGCAAGGCCAAGCCAGACGGGCAGCACCUCUUAAAGUCUGAGGAGGUGGAUGAUUUUAUCCGGGACCUGCCUGUGACCAGCUUACCAGGUGUUGGGCCUGUUAUGGGCAGGAAGCUGGCUGCUAUGGGUGUGAGGUCAUGUGGGGACCUCCAGCAGGUGUCUCUGUCUCAGCUGCAAAAGAAGUUUGGUCCUCGGACCGGACAAACCCUGUUCCGCUUCUGCAGGGGCCUCGAUGACCGGCCCGUCCGCUACGAGAAGGAGAGGAAGUCGGUCUCUGCUGAGAUGAACUACAACAUCCGUUUUACAAAGGUUGAUGAGGCAGAGUCUUUCUUGACAAACUUGGCCAUGGAGGUGCAAAAACGUUUACGCGAAGCGGGGCUGCGAGGUCGCAGAGUUACCCUUAAGGUCAUGGUUCGCAAGGUUGGAGCGCCGCUGGAGCCGGCUAAAUACGGUGGUCAUGGCAUAUGUGAUAAUCUAGCCAGGACUGUGAUGCUCGCUCAGUCCACUGACAGCGGUCAGCUGAUUGCCGCUGCGGUCAUCAAGCUGUUCCACGCCAUGAAGUUGCAGGUUCAGGACAUGAGAGGGGUCGGCAUCCAGGUUCAGCUUCUUGAUGGACAUAACUCUGUCCCCCAGGACUCCAUGGGCCCGGGGACACGCUCCAUCAAAGACAUGUUGCUUGUUGCCAAAUCCAGCAACAAAGGUUUGUGUAAAGUCUUUGUGUUUCAGUUUAUGUCUCUGUUGUUGUCUGUGAAAUCUGUUAACUUUAAAAUCAACGUUACAGAUGCUGCCGACAACAACACACAUCAAGAAAAGACUUCCUCAAACACGGACGUGUCAUCUCGCUCCUCUUCCCAUCCUCUGUCCUCUCCUGAGCCGGUCCCAGGGACGAGCAGAGACCAGCAGGCGUGCAGACAAACUCCAAAAAAUCCUCGAGCACGUCUCAACUUCAGUAUUGAGGUCCCCUCUCCUUCGCAGGUGGACCGCUCUGUGUUGGAGGCGUUGCCCGCAGAACUGAGAGAACAAGUGGAGCAGUCGUGGACUAAUCGCGAUAGGAGACCAAGUAACCGUCAGUCACCCAGUCCACAGCCCUCCGCUCCUCCGCCUCCAUCUCUGAAAUCUCGUCCUCCUGCCCCCGGUCCUGCUCCUGGUCCUGCUCUCUACACUCCACCUGUAGGGACGUUGCUUCUCCAGAUUCCAAACCAGCCAGACAGUCCAGGAAUUGUACUGGAACUACCAAACUUCUCACAGGUUGAUCCUGAUGUAUUUGCUGCCCUUCCCAAAGAGCUCCAGGAUGAACUGAAGUCUGCCUACAACCGUGUAACAAACGUCCAGCCCCAGACAAAAAUGUCAGCAGAGCAGAAGAAUCCAUUGUUGCAGCUAAAACAGUCAGGACUCGGAGUCGGCAUUGGUCGGGUGAAGCGGCACUACAAGAGAAAAAAUGCAGGGAGUCCUGUUAAAAAAGGUCCUUCUCCUCUGAAGAAGCGUCACGUGACAAACAGCCCGGCCAAAACCCUGCCAUCUCCUAUGAAACCACGGGAACCGAUGAACAUUUUAAAGACGGAAAACGGUCCCUCCACAUCGAGCUCAGACCCAGACAUCCCGGAGUCUCUGUCCAAAUUCAUUCCUCGCCCUGCUCCAGCGUUGGCUGGAGCCUAUGACCUAACGGACAUUAAAACACUCCUACGAGAAUGGGUCACCACCAUAACAGAACCCAUGGAGGAGGACAUCCUGCAGGUGGUGAAAUACUGCACUGAUCUGAUCGAGGAUAAAGAUCUGGAGAAGCUGGAUUUGAUUAUAAAAUACAUGAAAAGGCUCAUGCAGCAGUCGGUGGAGUCGGUUUGGAGCAUGGCUUUCGACUUCAUCGUUGACAACGUGCAGGUGGUUGUGCAGCAGGCGUAUGGUAGCACCCUGAAGGUAGCGUGAAGAGGGAGGAGUCAAGGUUUUCGGCGUGUUUAACCACUGCACCAACACUUCUUGUUUUGAUACCUUCACAAGGUCAUUGGCAAAAGAAAUUAUGACGUCUAAGUAAUGAUGAAAUCAUCUUCCUUCUCUUAGCAUCACAAUGAGAGUGAGAAUUGUACUCACACGCACACACACGCACACACACACACACACGAUAUCAGACAGUGUUACAAGAGCCAUGACAGUAUUAAAUGAGAGCUUGAACAGUGCUUUAUUUUCUGUACUUGCUCUUUUAAAAGACAAGUAACACAUACUGAGAGGCAGGAAAUAUACCUAGAAUCUACUCACCAAAACUCAGAACAGAGAAAAUCGUAGCAGUUUUUUCGCUAAUUCAUCAUUUCAUGUGGAGUUUUUUUUUAUAAAUAUGUGAAAUUUUAUAUAAUGUUUAUUUGUUUUUUUGCCGACAUUGCUAAAUAAAUUUCCAUCCUGAUGAGUGUUUCCCAUAGAUACAGUCAGUGGUCAUAGUUUAGGGGUCGUGGUGAGUGUGGAGGAGUUAGCAAGAGGGAAAACUGUCCUUUCCUCCAGGCUUUAAAUGCUGUGAAACCGUACGUUUUAUUUUUUAUUUUAAACUCAUGUAAGAUACACUAUUCCACUUACUUAACAUAAUCUCAGUACCCUACAGCCAUUAACGCUAUCAUGAAAUAGACUAGCUUAAUGUUUUAUUGAAUUUCGUGCACAUUUCAAGACAAUAGAGCAGCACUAACAUUACUCAGCACUAUUCGCCUAUGUUUUGAAAAUAUAAUGUUAUCAUGCAGGACUUUUUAAGCCCUAGAGCAGAAACAGCCUUGACAACAACCCACCAGACUCCAUUUAAAUAAAAAGUAAUUUUAGCAUGUAUAGUCAGCAUAUUUUCACAUUCAACGGGGUGAAUUACAAGUUAAUUUCAGCAAAAUCAGAUUUGGUGAUUGUUCGAGAGUAGAAAGAACAAUUUAAAAUGUUUAUUUAAAUUGAGUCUGGUGGGUUUGACGAAAACGAUUUUAGGGCUGUCUGUGGUCGAAAAGGAUCUCAACAAAAAGGUCUAUCUUGUCAAACUAUUGAAAAAAUAAUCUGAGUCCGUCAGUGGCAAAAGCAAGCACUUGUAGUGGGCAUAAAUUGAUGGCGUAAAUAUGCCCAGAGUGGUUGCAUUGCAGCCUGUUUUGCAGCUGCUGUUGCUUUAUGCUGGACCAGUUUCGAAAAAUGUCAAAAAUUAUUUGAUUAUUUGACGUGCAGAAAGCCGCACAGCAACUCCUCAAUGUGGUAUCAUUUGCUUUGUUUUCCCCCUCAGUGUAAAAGGAUGUGAUAUUGUGUGAAUGUUUCCAUAAAUACUGACUGUAUCUAUCUGAAAUAGCAGUGGACUUUAUGUGUUGCUAAGGUUUAAAUAAUGUUAAACAGGUGCAUUCUCAGCUUUUUCUUUUCCAUGUAUGCAGUUACAUCAGUCAGUGUUUAAAACAAUGACUGUAGUAAACACAAUUAUCAUGUUAAACUGCAACACACCUUUUAGCAAUUUUAUAAUUAGUCGUGUAGCACUCCUCAUCAGACAUCAGACUUAUGAUAAUACCAGAAAUUGUAGGAAUAAAAUAUCUUUCAUCAACGCUUCUUUGGUGCUCCAUGCCACUUGUACUGACCUGUGAACUAUCUACGACUGCUGUGUCACAAAAAAGCAAACGAAAUAUAGCCUGCUGCGUACAGAAGUAUCUCUUUUCUCGUCUCUCUUGCAAAAAAAAAAGUGCCAAACCCUGUUAUUAUAGUAUGUAAAUAAUGUUUUUAAAGAUACUUGUUAAAAGUUUUAAAAGAAAAGAUGUGCGUGGAGGGGUUUACCUCUUGUAUUGUUUACAUGUAGUGAAUUCUUAGUAACUGUCUUUAAAUUGUAAAAUCUUCUCGCUCUUUAAUUGUUCGUGUCAGAAGCUGGCCAAAGCUCUUCACGUGAGGUUAACUGUUGAUUCUCAGUAGCACUCUGACUCGGGAAGAUGUUGACAGGGGUUAUGGCAAUCAAUAAGUAGCCUAUGCAGUUCCUUUUUUUCACUAGCAAGUGAGAUGUCCCUACGAGAUAAUGUAACGUUUCAUACAGCCUUUGUAUCCGGAGUGAAUCUUUUCUAUUGUGUUUACCAGUUUCACAAAUCUGAAUAUUGGGAUAAUGCAGAGAAACUGGUGACGGGAUUUUUAAAACUCAACAUGUGUGUACUUCAUACUUUGGAGACAUUUGUAUGGCUUGUGGCUACAUCGCUGUGUUCCUGUGAAGUUAACUUUCAUGAUUGGUGAUUCGAAGUUCUCGGCUGGCUGGCUUGUGAUCUCACCAUGACGUGCGUGUGGUUGACAAGUUUGUUUAAAGCAGUAUCCACGAUAUGCAAACCAAAUCUAUCUUGUCUUUUUUUCUUUUCUUUUUUCUUCAACUUGUUGAAAUGAAUGUAAUUCAGAAUGUGCAAGUCGUCUCCGCUCACUAUCAAGCUUCUCUUCACCUGUCAUAUCUUUCCAGAAGGGAAUGGCCAGAAGUUAAAAAUUGGCCAGUCUUGUCUUCUCUAAACUGGCUUGUGCCUGAAGACCUGAAGCUGUGAACCUGUUUGUAAGUUUUCUAAAUCUUGGUAAUAAACUGUAAACUCUGUAUUAA